AUGGGUCAAUUAAAAGAUUAUUGUUAUUAUUGUGAUAAGAAGUUUAAUGAUACUUUUCAUACAAGAAAGAAACAUAAUGAUAGUAUUAAACAUAAACAAAACGUUAAGAAUCACUUUGAAUAUUUUAGGAAGAACAAUCGUAGGUUGAUACAAGAAGAGGUACAAAGUAUAGAGUUAGCAUUGUUCAAAUCAAAACAACCUUGUAAAUUUUUAUUAAAGUUUGGUAGAUGUAAAUUCAUGUCAUCAUGUAGAUACCUUCACUCAUUAUCAUCAUCAGCAGCAACAACGACAACAAAAACAUCAUCACCAUCAUCAUCAACCUUAUCUAAACUAAACGUAAUCGAACAUUUGCCACCUUAUUCAAGGUCAUCAUUAAUAGCAUCAGGCAUAUUUAACAACAAUAAUAAUAAUAAUAAUAACAAUGAUAAAGAAUGUAUAAAUAAUGAUAAUGACAGUGGUGAUGAUAACAGAUCAGAACAUUUAACACUUGAAGCACGAAUCAUUGAAAUACUGAUGUCAAAACAGAACAAACAGUUGCAACAACUCGAACAAGUAUCAAGUAUUGUUAAACUACCAGCUUCACUACUUCAACCCUCUACUUAG
Messenger RNA from Heterostelium album PN500, 603 nucleotides. RefSeq lists its product as uncharacterized. Lineage: Eukaryota; Evosea; Eumycetozoa; Acytosteliales; Acytosteliaceae. The transcript is spliced from 4 exons. The coding region runs from base 1 to 603 and encodes 200 amino acids. The record is from RefSeq and is a predicted model, not a curated record. Gene Ontology annotation, cellular component: U12-type spliceosomal complex. Gene Ontology annotation, molecular function: zinc ion binding.